Messenger RNA from Trichechus manatus latirostris (Florida manatee), 2513 nucleotides. It is a transcript of the gene FGA, whose product is annotated as fibrinogen alpha chain. The record is from RefSeq and is a predicted model, not a curated record. The transcript is spliced from 6 exons. The coding region runs from base 54 to 2459 and encodes 801 amino acids. NCBI's taxonomy places the organism in Eukaryota, Metazoa, Chordata, Mammalia, Sirenia, Trichechidae. Gene Ontology annotation, molecular function: extracellular matrix structural constituent; signaling receptor binding. Gene Ontology annotation, biological process: fibrinolysis; positive regulation of ERK1 and ERK2 cascade; negative regulation of extrinsic apoptotic signaling pathway via death domain receptors. Gene Ontology annotation, cellular component: fibrinogen complex.
UCCUUUCUUUCAGCUGGAGUGCUUCUCAUGAGCCAGUUCCACCCUUAGAAAAGAUGGUUUCCGUGAGGCUCUUCUGCCUGGUCCUGAGUGUGGUGGGCACAGUAUGGACUGCAGAUACAGGUGAAGUUGAAUUUGUAGCUCAUGGAGGAGGUGUACGUGGUCCAAGAAUUGUGGAAAGACAGCAAUCUGCCUGCAAAGAGACAGACUGGCCCUUCUGCUCUGAUGAGGACUGGCACUACAAAUGUCCAUCUGGUUGUAGGAUGAAAGGGUUGAUUGAUGAAGUCAAUCAAGAUUUUACAAACAGAAUUAAUAAGCUCAAAAAUGCACUAUUUGAUUAUCAGAAGAACAAUAAAGAUUCUAGUUCCGUGACAAGGAAUAUAAUGGAACUUCUGAGAGGGGAGUUUGCCACUGCCAAUAACGAUGAUAAUACAUAUAACCAAGUGUCAGAAGAUCUAAGAAGCAGAAUUGAGGUUCUAAAGCGCAAAGUCACAGAACAAGUACAGCGUAUCCAGCUUCUGCAGAGAAAUGUCAGGGCCCAGCUGGUAGAUAUGAAACGACUGGAGGUGGACAUAGAUAUUAAGAUCCGAUCUUGCAAAGGGUCAUGUAGUAGGUCUUUAUCUCAUGAGGUAAAUCUAAAGGACUAUGAGGAUCAGCAGAGGCAGCUUGAACAAGUCAUUGCCAAAGACUUACAGCCCUCUAAAGACAGGCAAUACUUACUAUCGAUAAAAAUGAGCCCAGUUGCAGACUUAAUUCCUGGAGAUUUCAAGAGCCAGCUUCAGAAGGCCCCUCCAGAGUGGAGGGCACUAGUGGAAAUGAAGCAAAUGAGAAUGGAGUUAGAGAGGCCUGGUGGAGAUGGGAGUGCCAGAGGAGACUCUGCAUCUUAUGGAACAGGAUCAGAACCUGAAAGCUCCAGGACCCCUGGACGUGGUAGCACUGGACAUUGGAAACUUGAAAGCUCUGAACAUGGUAGCUCUGGUACUUGGAAACCUGGGAGUUCUGAACCUGGAAGUUCUGCCACUUGGAAGCCUGGGAGCUCUGGAUCUGGAGGUUUUGGGUCAGAUAGCACAGGACAUGGGAACAUUAGGCCUAUCAACCCACAGUGGGGUGAAUUUGAAGAAGUGUCAGGAAGUGUAAGUCCAGGGACAGUGAAAGAGUUCCACACAGGUAAACAAGUCACUUCUAAAGGAGAUAAAGAGCUCCUGGUUGGUGGUGAGAAGGUCACCUCUGGUAGCACAACCACCACUCACCGUUCAUGCUCUAAAAUCAUUACUAGGACUCUUAUAGGUGCUGAUGGUCACAAAGAAGUGACCGAAGAAGUGGUGAGCUCCAAACAUGGUUCUGACUGUGGUGACGCAACGGAUUUAGACAUGUUCCAUUCUUUGACUGGCAGAGGUAGCCUGGAUGAAUUUCGUCUUAGGCACCCCGAUGAAGCUACUUUCUUUAAAACUAGCUCAACAGGAAAAACAUUCUCAGAUUUAUUUUCAUCUACACUCGAAGAGUUUGGAAGUAAGAGCCAGUCUAGGGGCUCAGAAUCUGAGAUUUUCACAGACUCUGGGGUACCUGAGCUCCCUUCUGGUGGUAAAACUUCAAGUCACAGCAAACAAUCAGUAACCACUAGCGAAACUUUCAGCAAAGGAGGCUCCACAUUUGAAACCAAAGCCUAUAAAAUGGCAGAAGAAACUGGAAGUGAAGACCACAGAAGCGUGCAUAGCACCAUGAGAAGCCAUACUAAAACUCGUCAUGCCAGAGACUGUGAUGAUGUCCUCCAAACACAUCCUUCAGGUGCCCAAAGUGGCAUUUUCAAUAUCAAGCUACCAGGAUCCAGUAAGAUUUUUUCUGUUUAUUGCGAUCAAGAGACCGGUUUGGGAGGAUGGCUUUUGAUCCAACAAAGAAUGGAUGGAUCACUGAAUUUUAACCGGACCUGGCAAGACUACAAGAGAGGUUUCGGCAGCCUGAAUGACAAAGGGGACGGAGAAUUCUGGCUAGGCAAUGAAUACCUCCACAUACUAACCCUAAGGCACUCUGUCCUUCGGGUUGAAUUAGAGGACUGGGCGGGCAAAGGGGCUUAUGCAGAAUAUCACUUCCGGGUAGGUCCUGAGGCUGAAGGCUAUGCCCUUCAUGUCUCCUCCUAUGAGGGCACUGCGGGGGAUGCUCUGGUUGAGGGUUCUGUAGAGGAAGGGCCAGAGUACACCUCUCACGCAGACAUGCAGUUCAGCACCUUUGACAGGGAUGCAGACCAGUGGGAAGAGAACUGUGCGGAAAUCUAUGGAGGAGGCUGGUGGUACAACAACUGCCAAGCGGCCAAUCUCAAUGGCGUCUACUACUCUGGGGGCUCCUAUGACCCGAGGAACAACAGUCCUUAUGAGAUUGAGAAUGGAGUGGUCUGGGUCCCCUUCAGAGGAGCAGAUUAUUCCCUCAGGGCCGUCCGCAUGAAAAUCAGGCCACUGGUGACCAAGUAGAUUGAAGAGAGUGGGAGAAGGAGCACUGUUAUUAAAGUAGGAGGAAAAAAAGUU